Molecule: messenger RNA, 645 nt
Organism: Puccinia graminis f. sp. tritici CRL 75-36-700-3
Lineage: Eukaryota; Fungi; Basidiomycota; Pucciniomycetes; Pucciniales; Pucciniaceae
Exons: 5
Coding region: 1-645 (214 amino acids)
Biological process (GO): translation reinitiation; formation of translation preinitiation complex
Molecular function (GO): translation initiation factor activity; mRNA binding
Source: RefSeq, a predicted model, not a curated record
AUGGCAUCGACCACUGAACAACAGGACCAACCAACAACAACAACAACAACAACAUCCCUGCAACCAAUCCAACCCAUCAAACCAUUGUAUUGUCAAAUUUGUAGUUUCCCGCCUGAAUAUUGCGAGUAUGGAACCAGCAUAUCAAAAUGCAAGACCUGGUUGUCGACCCAUGACCAAAAGAGAUACGAAGAGAUAUAUGGCGGGAUCGAGCAAGAACUGGCGUCGAUGAGUGUGGAGGAGGUGGAGAAGAAGAAGAAGGCCGAGACCGAGGCGCUCAAGAAGGAGGCCAAGGAGGACGCCAAAGCCAGUCGAAUCAAGGAGAAAUCUAAAACCAACAAGGUCACCGUCAAGACCGUCGAACGCACCAAACGCAAACGGAUCACUACCAUUCAUGGAUUGGAUCUCUUCGGUGUCGAUUUGAAGAAACUUGCGAAACUGUUUGCGUCCAAGUUCGCCACCGGCUCAUCAGUGACGAAGAACAACCAAGGAGAAGACGAGAUUGUGAUCCAAGGAGACGUCUCAGACGAAGUCUUGGAUUUAUUCGAUUCAACCACUGGUAAAUUCGCCGAAAUCAUCGGCAAUGGGAUCAUUCCUGAUGACAAUAUCGUCUUUGUUGAUGACACCAAGAAAAAGAAACCCACUUGA